UGCCACCGCGCAUGCUCAGCCACCACCACAAGGUGGCGGUUUCACGACGUGGGAUCGCGGCCCGAUAAGCAACGGAAACCGUAAAAGGCCCUGUGGUUUGGGAGUCUCCGGCUUGGCGUCGCCAUGGCCCGGGACGUGAAGAGCAAACUGUCCAAGAACCUUCUCCGCAUGAAGUUCAUGCAAAGGGGCUUGGAUUCGGAAACCAAAAAGCAACUUGAGGAGGAGGAAAAGAAAAUAAUCAGCGAGGAACAUUGGUUUCUGGAUCUGCCAGAACUGAAAGAAAAAGAGAGCCUUAUAAUAGAGGAGAGAAGCUUUGUGAUGUGUGAAGACCUUCUGUAUGGAAGGAUGUCUUUUAAAGGGUUCAAUCCUGAAGUCGAGAAGUUAAUGAUCCAGAUGAACUCAAGGUACAAGAUGGAAGACGCUGAAGAAGAAAAGAACGCGAUGGAAGCUGAUGUAUCAGACGAAGAAAUGGCUAGAAGGUAUGAAACCUUAGUGGGAACCAUUGGGAAGAAAUUCCUAAAGAAGAGAGAAAAAAGUCACGUCCUGCAAGAUCCUACGGAGGAUGAAAGCAGUGACAGAAGGCCUAGCAAAGUGAAGAAAGUGUUUUUAAAACCCCAGGAUUAAUGUCAGAUAAUUUGUGUAUCCCUGAAGGAACAGAAAUUUGUAAUGCCAUGUAAACUUCCUAAAUUGCUGAA
Molecule: messenger RNA, 695 nt
Organism: Candoia aspera
Lineage: Eukaryota; Metazoa; Chordata; Lepidosauria; Squamata; Candoiidae
Gene: MPHOSPH6
Product: M-phase phosphoprotein 6
Exons: 5
Coding region: 124-624 (166 amino acids)
Biological process (GO): maturation of 5.8S rRNA
Source: RefSeq, a predicted model, not a curated record